Messenger RNA from Benincasa hispida (wax gourd), 729 nucleotides. RefSeq names its product expansin-A22-like. Gene Ontology annotation, cellular component: extracellular region. Gene Ontology annotation, biological process: plant-type cell wall organization. The record is from RefSeq and is a predicted model, not a curated record. Lineage: Eukaryota; Viridiplantae; Streptophyta; Magnoliopsida; Cucurbitales; Cucurbitaceae.
AUGGCCUCUAGGCUCAUUGAUACUAUUGCUAAUCAAAAGAUUGACACCACAUGGUACGAUGCUCGUGCCACCUUCUAUGGCGACAUGAGGGGUGGUGAAACUAUGCAGGGAGCUUGCGGGUAUGGAAAUCUAUUCAAACAAGGUUAUGGGCUAGCAACAGCGGCGUUAAGUACAGCAUUAUUCAAUAAUGGUGGAGCCUGCGGAGCAUGCUUUGAGAUAAUGUGCGUGAACAAUGAACACAAUUGGUGUAUACCAAAUGCAGGCACAAUCAAAAUAACUGCCACAAAUUUCUGUCCUCCAAACUAUACAAAAACACAAGAUAUUUGGUGCAAUCCACCCCAACGCCAUUUUGAUUUAUCACUUUAUAUGUUCACCAAAAUGGCCCCUUACAGGGCUGGAGUCAUCCCGGUUCGCUACCGUAGGACGCUUUGCUACAAACAAGGUGGUCUACGGUUUGAACUCAAAGGGAAUCCUUAUUGGCUUCUUGUAUUGCUCUACAAUGUUGGUGGUGCAGGUGAUGUUGUGGAUGUUAAGAUUAAAGGCUCGUCUACUGGAUGGUUACAAAUGUCAAGGAAUUGGGGCCAGAAUUGGCAAGUUGGUACCUUUUUGGUGGGGCAAAGUUUGUCCUUUAGAGUCACUACUAGUGAUUGGAAGACCAUUGAAUUUGAUAAUGUUGUGCCGAGCUCUUGGCAGUUUGGACAAAACUUUGAAGGAAAAUAUAAUUUCUAA